GGUGUGAGAGGUUAAUUUCUGAAUGCUGAGAGUGAAGUGAGGAAACAGAGGAUUCAGUGUUCAUGGAUGAAAGAGAGAUUUAAACCUCCGCAGAGUUUGUGUGUCUGUCUUGUACGUUUGUGUGGCCGUGUUGUGCGUUCGUCUCUUAAAGGGUGAGAUGCUCGGAGCGUCAUGUCGCUGGAACUUGCUGUCAGGUACAAAAAACAGAGCAGGAUGGAGGAUCAGGACAGAGUCAGUCAGGCAUCCAGCGUUGCCACAGUGUCCUUCAUGCCAACCAGAGACAAGUGUCAUGAAAAGGUGCAGACGUUUGGAAAGAGAUGCCAGGCAGUGAAGAGAGACCCAAACUGUCCUGUGGUGAUCAGAGGAUGGCUUUACAAAAGAGACAGCACUGGGUUGAAGUUAUGGAAGAGAAGAUGGUUUGUUCUCUCAAAUUACUGCCUGUAUUAUUAUAAAGACAGCAGAGAGGAGUCGGUCUUGGGCAGUAUUCCUCUACCCAGCUACAGGAUUCUGUACUGCUCACCUCGAGAAUGCAGGAACCGCAAAUAUGCAUUCAAGAUUGUUCAUCAGGGGAUGCGCCCGUAUAUCUUAAGUGCAGACACUCAGGAGGAUAUGCUAGGUUGGGUCAGGGCUCUCAGCCAAUCGGCAAACAUGGAAGCUGAUGACAUCAUCAACAGACGCUGUAGCAGUUUUCAGGACUUUACUCAGAUGAGAGAUGACACAGAAAUGGAUGAGGUCCAACAGACACCAACGUUUCCAGAAAGAAACGCCCAGAUGGCAGGAAAACUGACCCGGGUACAGACAGAACCAACUUUGCAUGAUCAACACAUGAUGGGAAUUCAAAUGAAGACACCGGAGCUGAGAGGAAGACACGGAUUCAAACUAUGUGAUCCUGAAGCUAUGCAGCCCUCUCAGAGUUUGGGAAAAACAGAUGAAGAGCCUUUUACCUUCCUACUUCCGAGAGAUACCUUGGGAACGCUACCUCCUUUUCCCAGAGAUCAGUUUGGUUUGCAGUGUCAUGGUAAUAUUGACGGCUGGCCGAUGGAUAACUGCUCAAGUGCUCCUCUAUCACCCUGCAUCUACACAGAGAGAAGACAUCUGCCCGACACUAGUUUUCCAUGUGCAUUGUGUUACUGUUCAAACUACCACACAGCUGAACACAUGACACUGUGUAAGAUGGGGAAAUCAGACGUUCACAUAGAGAGAGAAAUACAACCAAUCAGAGAUCUGGAGAAUGAUACAGAUGUGGUGCUGACCCGUUUGUGUGGUUGUGAUAAACUCUUACAAUCACUCUCAAAGCAGUUGUCUCAGCUACAAGCAGAUAAAAAAAGUGUCGAGUACACUUUAGAAAUGAGAUGGCUUGAGAUGAAUGAGAUGCAUCCUGAGGAACUAAAAGUAUCCCAGAAGGCUUUGCUUCAGGAGGAACUGGUUACACUCAGAGCCAAAAUAUGUGAUGUGUCAUUGGAGAUGGACCGACUAUGGACCGAUUAUGAACGAAUGGAGAGUGAACUCUCUGUGUUUCAUUCACAUCUCCAACACAUUUUACAUUUUGGAUCACCACAGGAGCAGAUUCAAUCCCAGCGACAGCUCUGGAUGAUGGAGGACAUCUUGUGCGGUUUGGGAGUCAAUAAGAACCGCUUCAUGGCAUUAAUGGGUCUACAGACACAAGCAGUUCCUCAUCCAAAACCUGUUUCCUACUUUGAAGGAGAGUUCAGAGGUCAUGACAUGGACUGCAUGACUCAACUUGAGCAGCAGGACUUCACGAAAGUUCACCAGAGCUAUACGAGAUGCCCUCGAGACAUCUCUGCCGGUGACGGUCAGACCAACACUGAACAUGACACCAACCUGCACAUGUCCACCGAAGUCUCUCACGAGCCACUGCGUUUGACACGUGUGGUAACAUCGACCCUCCCGACAUCACUCAUUGCCGAGCGCAUUUUUUUAGAGGACCCCUUGUCUGAACAAAUCCCCCAGCAGUCCGGUCUGAAAAACAGCAGGAUGAGCAACCUGAAGAAACCUAACAAAAUGUCCCGCGAGGUGACCGACAAGACCAGACGCUGCCGAUGGGCUGAUCUUUCAGAGGAGAGACAGCAGAAAACACUAAAUCCAAACUGCAGAGUCAAAGAUUCUCAAGAGAAGGAAUUUCCUGCAGUGACUGAUGGGAAGAGCUGGAAAUAUCACCAGCAGCAGCACGAACCCGGAGCCUUGAGUCUCACGAACAGUGAGUCUGACGGUGAGCUCACCAUGACCUCUCAGAAACCAGAAAAUAAAGUCAGACACAAGAAGCGUGAGGACAGAAAUCGAAGUGCGGCCACAGGACACUUCACAGACGACAUUCAUCGCUUGGGACUUAUUACAGCCAAUGAGAAAGAGACUGAUACCAACAAGUGCGCAGCAGAUUCUGCCUCAAGUAAUAGCUACAUCACUGACAGACGCAAAAUUCAGAGCAAUAGCACAGAGGCGGGCGCUCCAAUAACCCCUCAGUCUGAUGACGUAAAAGUGUCCACUAAAUUAGAGAAUAUGACAUCACAACAAUCUUCUCGCAAUGACAUCAUCGUCAUAGAAAGCCACUCCAUCAAUCAUGUUUCAACUCUUACUGUGUUUAAAGGACAUCAGAGAAAUAAUCAAACACACAAACCUCAAAAGAAGAACCGAAGCUCUGAUGGACAAAAGUUCAGCGUUUCCACUAAUCUGAAAUCAGAGUGCUUUCGGUCGAAAAGGCAAUGGUGCGAGCUCGUCCCCGUCUACCGUAAGAAUCCGAAACCUCAAGCAUCUCUCCUGUCUCUGGAAAACCAAGAAACCAAUCAAAACCAAAAUGCUGAAAACACCUCAACUUCUGAAGAAAGCAAGUUAGUUGGACCUUUACAUCCAUCUGGUGAUCAUGAGGGACAAAAUGGAGUAGACUUAGAGAAAGACCAGAGUCCUAAAGAAACACUCACAUUGACAAAACUCUGGGAAACCAAUGGAAAAUCCUUCAAUGACCACAAUCGACCGAUAGACAUUCAACCAAUCACAACAUCUGACGAUCAAUCGACAUGCACCACUGACCAAUCCAAACCAGACCAGUGCAUCUAUGAGGAAAUCCAGAUGAUCUCGCCCACAUCAGAAAAUGCUAGUGAAACACAAACAUCAGUAGAUGAUGAAUCUCACUCGCUGAAAUCCGCCACUAAGGUUAAUGGAGAGUACAACACAUUGAAUAGAGAAGGUAGUAGGUGUCAAGAGGUGUCAAAGAGUAAAACAGGAAGUGAAGUCACAUGGAAACGAGAGAAGGGCCAGAACGUUUUUAGCUCUGUCAUGAAGAGUUCUGUUGUCAAUCAUCAUGUGCGGGAUUGCAGGCCACGGAUUACCGUUGUAAGCACCAGUCUGUAAACUGUUAACUUAAGAAAGUUAAAGGGUAAGAAUCAGUUUGAGAAAAAAAAUAUGUCUGAACAGUAAGUCAAAGCAAGGUGAAAUGAUUGAAUAAGAUUUUCUUUUACGUCUAUUGUGAACUGUGUAGUGAAAUAGUAAAUCAAUCAGAAAAGCAUACGAACUUUGGAGGAAUAAAUGAAAGCUCAUGAACUGCAGGUUAUAUAACUGAGGUGCUGUUUAGGGGGCGUUUACACCAAUGCGUUUAAACCAUAGACUGUAAAAAAUAUAGACGUAGUGUCCUUGACGUCAACCAUACGUGAAGAGCUUUUUUGAAGUCAAUUGUUGGCGGAGCCUGCCAUCGCCAUCUUGGCAGCGUCCUGUAAAAAGUGAAAAGUGAAGCCAAAACUUCUCGAUCGCCCCCCAGUUACUUGUCCCAGUAUAGGUCAUAAACCCCACCUCCCCCGUGUUAUUCAAUGGGACUUGAGACCAACAAAACAAUUUUUUUACACUUCAAUUUUUUUCCGAAGCUGGUUUCUGUCAUUUACUGUAGUUUUUAUCACUCUUAUGUAAAUACAAGUGUUUGUUUUUAAUAUAAGUUUGUUUUUAGUUAGUUAUUUAAUGAUAUAAAAAUGGUGGUGUCACGUCUGCGAGAGCGAGGGCGGGGCCUUGAUUUCACAGUUUUACUUCCUGCUCACUACUGCGCAGGACUGGUCCGAAAAACGCUACUUUACAGACUUAAGACCAAAGAUGUCAGCGCCGUAUCGGGGGACACUGAUGGCUUCACUUUUCACCAAUGGAAGAGAGCGAACGGUCGUCGUCCAUUUUUUUUACAGUCUAUGGUCACCAUGCAUCACUUGCAGAUAACCGAAAAUGGGUAAAGGGGCGGAACGUGCGUGGGCCUAAGGUGACUGGUUGCUGAAAUCAAGCCAGCGUAGCUUGACGGUAGUGACAGCAACUUACCCAAUUUAUAAAAAAAACUGAAGCAAUUUUUUUUUACUAAUUUUAAACUCUGUUUAUGUUUUGAUAAUCGUUCUGAAACUGAUCUCUAACAAAAUUCCUUAACAAAAAUGCAAUUUUCCAUAUGUAACAGUUAUAAGCAGAGAUAAAAUAUAUGGGAUGAAAGUUUUUUUUUACGUUUUGUUUGUUUGUUUGAAAGCAAAGGGUCUGUUCUUUAAUUUGAUGUAUUUGUAUGCUUAUAUAUUUAUAGAGGAAAUUUUUCCUGAAAUGCGUUUUGUGAAACCUUUGUAAAAAUGACAAAAAAUGCUGACGGGCAACUUUAAAAGGCGAAUAAGUUAAUAUAACUUAAAUGGAUGAGUUAUAAAAUAAUUCACCCCCCUCAGAGUUGUUAUGAAGGGCAAAAUUAGCUAUAUAGAACAAAAACACUUUUUGUACCAGGCUGUAAACAUAUUAUUUUCUGCUGUAAAUUUGGGUUUUUUAACAUGGGGGUCUAUGGGGAUUCACUUCCUUUUGGAGUCAGCCUCUAGUGCCCAGUUGAUGAAUUGCAGUUUAAGUCACUUCUGUGUUGGCUUCAUCAGAGGGUUCGGAAGGUUGCCCUGUGGGCGCUUGCCAGCGUUUUUUCAGCUAAAAAGUCUGAAGAGACUUCUGUUUUGUUUAUCAGACGUUGAACGAUAUGCCAUUGAAUGAUUUGUCCUCCUCCACUGAACCACUGCGAACUGAGCGUUUCACCCAAAAUUAAAAAAAUAAAACUUUGUGAGCGUGAAAAAAAACGCCAACUGCUGGUGUUUUUGAAAAGCGCGACCCUUCCAUUGGAAACUAUUUAAAAUGAACGCUGGUCGCCGUCGUAGCGCCUUUGUGUACACGCCUCCUUACUGUAGAUACGAUCAUGAGAAACAUUUGUCUUAUAAAACUUAUAAACAUUUCUUAGCUACUUUAUUCUGUAUAUUAAAGAAAAGCUUAAAAAAAAAUCAAAAUUUUUCAUUGUGGCAAAGCAGCAUUAUAGAAUAAAAAUGUUAAAGAUAAAACAUUACAGAAAUGAGGAUGUUGAACAGGGACGUCGUUAGGCCUAUUUUAGGGGGGCUGAAGCUACCCCAAAAUGUUCCUAAGCCCCCCUAAAUGACAGGGCUCUCAAGUGUAACGCAUUGAGCGUGACAGUCACUCAUUUCGGUCUUUUGUCACGCACUCCCGCCACACAUUGUAUUUCUCACGCAGAAAACUAUUUAUAAUAUAUUUAAUAUAUGCCGCAGGCCCGCAGCGCACAAAAGUUAUCUGGUCGCGCCGCUCUCACUAUGGAAACCGGCAGGAAUCAAGCGCGUAUCCCCUAGAGCCUGCCACUUAUCAGCCAAUCAAAAAAAAAAGAAAUAGGCUACACAAUAGCCAAUCAGAAAAUAGCACCAUUGUAUCUGGGUAAGAUUUAACGCAACAACCAAUGAAAGGCGUCAUGCUGCGUCAAGUUUCGUCUCCUCCCCUGAUCUGAGUCAGCAGCAUGGAUUUAGCGCGUUUAUCAAUCCGCAGGGGGCCGAGCAGAGCGAACAUCAGUAGUACAAGGUGUGUGCAGGGCGGACUGGCCAUGUUGACCUGGCGGCUGUUCUGACCCGCCGUGCAGUCGUCUCAGGUUGACAUGUGAAAGAGAGAGAGAGACAGACGCAGCGAGAUGCUGCAAAAUCAAUCACAGAAAUAUUCUCCAGGAAGGGAGCAGGUCAGUCACCAGUAAAAGCACGCGUCUAUAUAUUGCUUAUUAACGUAACAGGUUUUAAAGUCAUGUGCUGGCGUGAUGCAUUGCAUUAUGUACAGUUGUUGUACUGAACGCAUCAGGCAGAUCAUUUCAUGCAGCGAAACACCAGGUGAUUGUGAAGUGUAUCCUUUUAUAAAACUAGUUUUUUUUGUGGAAAAACUGGAUCAAACGUGCAAAUUGAGCUUUUAAUGGGCAUUUCACCUUAUAUUUGCAGUAAAAUAGCUUUUUUAAAAUCUAAUAAUAUAAUUAAAUUAUAGCUUAUUAAAUAUGUUUGUUUCAUUUCAUUUAAAAUAUUAAUAUUUUAACAUUUGAACUCCUUCCUUUUAAAAAGUGUAAGGCACCUGUGUAUUUGUCUUUGGUAUGGUAGUAUAAUGUGUAUUCCUAGUAAGUUUUUGAGGGUUCAACAUGGUAUUUUUAAUAUUAGCUUGGCUUGGUUUACCUAUCUUAACAUUUUAAACAAUACUAAAACGUAUCAACAAGUAAAGUAAAAUAAAACAACAAGUAAAAGAAAAACGUUUUGAUUAAACUAUAUCAGAAAGUAGUAAGUACCCAUCCAGAUUGUUUUAUCCAUUGUGGUAGCCCUUGCUUAUAAAAAGGUUGGAGACCCCUGACCUACAGUAUAGACAUAGGGGCUGUUUCCCAAACAGGGCUUAAGUCUUGUUCAAGACUAAAAUGCCUGUUUGAGUUUUAGUUCUUAACUAAAAGUAGCUUGCACUAACAUAUCUUAAAAUACAUCAGUCACGUUGUUUUGUCUCAAGAUGCACACCUGUAAUAUUUUUGUGCUUGUAAAAACUACAUAAACAUCCUAAUAUAACUAAGGCCUUGUCCUGGCUUAAUCUAAACCCUGUCCUGAAAACCACAUCAUAAUGCAUCUUGACAACUCAGUAUUAAGGUAGAUCACUUGUUGGUCAUUCCCCUUUUCUAAAUUUUAGAUCUGUAUAAUUUCCAGAUUAACACAGUGGCUAUCAACUAAUAAUAUUAACCUAUAAGAUUAGCAAAUCCGGUUUAUGUUUACAUUUAUGUGAACACACACAUUUAUCUUAUUUUCUGGUUAAAAGUUUAUUUUGUCAAAAAAAAUCCUUGGCUAAGGUUUCUAUGUGAGCAUAGAAAUGCAAACAGUAAAAUGAUGUGUUUGUACUGGAAAUGUGUACGUGUAUUUACACAGUGAAUAAUGAAUCAGGAAGUCUUCAUUGUAAAAAAAUCUCCAUUCCCAAAUGAACAUUUUCUAGUCCCAUAUAUGACACACAGGGAAUACAAUGGAAUAGUGGAUUGCAAUAAGGUUAGUAGUAUACAACCUAAUAGUUAAAUAAUA
Molecule: messenger RNA, 7349 nt
Organism: Paramisgurnus dabryanus
Lineage: Eukaryota; Metazoa; Chordata; Actinopteri; Cypriniformes; Cobitidae
Gene: plekha4
Product: pleckstrin homology domain containing A4
Source: RefSeq, a predicted model, not a curated record